AUGCCGGCAGCUCCAGGAUGGGCACAGCUCGACACCAUGUCAGUCCAGUGUGAGGAGCUCCGAAAGGAGUCCGCGCAGAAUGAGGAUCGGGCUAUGCAGGCGAUGCAAGUCAGAGAACAAGUCCUGGAAGAUGAGGUGGAAAGACUCAGGGACACCAUCCAUCAGCUGAAGACAGAGCAACAGAACAGUGUACGGAAUGUAGAAGUGGAGCUUCGCGACGUUCAGGACAGAAUAGAGGAGCUGGAGAAGCGGCUUGCGCAGUCAGCACGAGAGAGGAGUGAAAUGGAAGGCUUGAUCCAGGAUGCAGUUGCGCGAGGGAUGACCGCCGAGAACCAGGCAGAAGUGGCGAGAAAGGAGAUGUGCAAACUGGAAGCUUGUCACAUGGCAGAGGUUUCCAGCUUGCAGGCCCGCUGUGACCGGCAAGUCAGUGAGCUUCAACGACGCAUUGACGAGUUGGAGACCGAAAAGGCCAAUCAGGACUCGCUUCCAAGCCCCCAACAGCCAGCGGAUAAGCCCGCCACAGAGCUGGAAGACAAGGACGAGGAGGAGGAAAAUCAGAAGGACGAGCAGGAGGGACCUGUGUCAAUCUCGGCAUUGGCAGCUGGUAGCUUCGACGCCGUGGAGGACGUUGGGGAACUACAGGCUCGCAUCCAUGUCCUGGAAACUCAGUGCAGUGCGCUGCAGAGGAAGCUCAACGCGCGUCCCAUUGUUCACGCAAACGCGCGGACUCCUCGUCGCCCCACAGUGAAGCGCGCCACUGGUUUGCUCGGGGUGCUGCGGGAGAUCCUGGAACAGCUGCUUCGAAAUUUUACCGAGCGUUUGCUGAAGCGCGAUGCCUUCCUUUGGGUGUUCUAUGGCCACCUGUGUGUGUUGUAUGUGAUAGCUGCCAGUUGCUAUGCUCAAACGGGUGUCGGCUCCUCUACCGUGGACGUGGACUUGCAUGCGAAGCAGGCUCUUCGAGGAGCCACAGGUUGA
Molecule: messenger RNA, 975 nt
Organism: Durusdinium trenchii
Lineage: Eukaryota; Dinophyceae; Suessiales; Symbiodiniaceae
Source: the annotation of a GenBank genome assembly